Molecule: messenger RNA, 2336 nt
Organism: Xenia sp. Carnegie-2017
Lineage: Eukaryota; Metazoa; Cnidaria; Anthozoa; Malacalcyonacea; Xeniidae
Product: PEST proteolytic signal-containing nuclear protein-like
Exons: 6
Coding region: 592-1728 (378 amino acids)
Biological process (GO): proteasome-mediated ubiquitin-dependent protein catabolic process; medium-chain fatty acid catabolic process; protein ubiquitination
Cellular component (GO): nucleus
Molecular function (GO): acetylesterase activity; monoacylglycerol lipase activity
Source: RefSeq, a predicted model, not a curated record
UAAUUAUGUGAAAUUGUGAAAGCGACUGGAAAUAAUGGCUGAGAAAGACGACAAAGAAGUAGAGCGAAUUUCGAAAAAAGGGUCAAAAGAUGAACAAAAAGUGGCAGUUAAACGCAAGUCAAACGACCCGCUUGACGAUGAAAAGUACUCGUCGUCAAAAGUAAAAGUUGAAGAACCUUCUAGUAAGACGUUGAAGAGUGGCAUUGCAAUAAAAGUUGCACCAUUGAAAUCAGCUGAAGCAAAAAAAGAAAAACUGAAUGUUAUAUCAAAACCAAAGAAGGGUUCUAUAGCUGCCGCUUUUAAUGAUGAGAGUGACGAGGAGGAAGAAAUACCGAGGGAGGCAAAAAUGAGAAUGAGAAAUAUGGGAAAAGACACUGUGACCUCCUCUGGGCCAAAUUCUUUCAAUAAAGGCAAACAAGGAUUCACAAAUCAUAAUAAACUUAAGGAGAAAGAAAUGAAACUCUUGAAAUAACUAAUUCAUUCAAGAUAUUUUUACCUGUUUGUAUCACAUUUAAAAUCAUCGUACUUUUGUCGCAUUACUUUGGCUUGGGAGCAAGGAAACCUUUAAUUACUGGUGGUAAAAGCGACAAAAUGCGUAAGAUUCUCGACAAACUAUCAAAGAAAGUUAGUCCAUUUCAUCCAACUGUGUGGACAUACGGUGGUAAUCUACACACACUGUUUGGGGAUAUUUUACGUGGCCAACCGAAAGUGAACUAUCAAUAUGAGAGUAUAGUUGCGCCUGAUGGCGGUGUCUUAAGAUUGGAUUGGACUUGUGAUGAUAAUGAGGAAUACAUAGGACCGUCAAAGGCUACGAAUAGUGAAUCCAAAGUGGAUGAAACACAUGAAUCAAAGACUGUAAAUCCCUCCGUAUUGAAAGAAGUACCUCAGAAACCAGAGGUUACGAACAUUGUCCUUAUUCUUCCCGGGUUGACAGGAGAUUCUUCAUCAGGUUACGCUUUGCAAUUUGCAGAGGAUGCUCUUGAGUUAGGUUACAAAGCUGUUGUAAUGAACCAUCGUGGUUUGUCUACAAUCCCCACAACAUAUCGAUUCUUUUGUGCUACCAACUGGGAAGAUCUUGAGCUUACACUGAAGACAAUACACCAUAAAUAUCCUCGCUGUCGUAUCUGUGCUGUGGGUGUGUCAAUAGGUGGUAUGGUCUUAACAAAUUACCUUGUACAAAAAAGUAUGAAUAACGAGGAAACAGGUCUUGCUGCUGCUUUUGUCAUUUCAAUACCCGACUCAUUUAAAGCAGCAAAAUCAUUGGAAAAACCUGUUCCAUGUUUUAUGUUUAAUAGAUAUCUGACAAGGAAACUCAGGCAUAUCUUUGUUAGAAAUGUACAAGGUCUGUUGAAGAAUGGGAUUAAGGUACCAGAGAAACAUAUAGUUGAUGCUUCAAAAGCCACCACCAUUAGGCAAUUUGAUGCAGCGGUUAUAGCACCUAUGUUUGGUUUUAGAGAUGUUGAUCAUUACUAUCAUUCAGCAUCCAUUGUGGAGAAACCUAUAGAAGAUAUCAGAACACCCUUAUUGUUCCUUAGUGCUGUUGAUGAUGCAUUUUCUCCUAUUGAGCAAAUUCCAGUGGAACGUAUCAAGCACUGUGAUAAUGUUGCUUUGUUGUUAACACAUACCGGUGGCCAUGUUGGAUUUCUUGAGGGUUUAAUACCUUAUGGUCGUAGUUACAUGGAUAGAGUGUAUAAACAUUUCAUUCAAGCUGUGUUUGAUGAAGGAUAGAGAAGAAACUAGUGAUGAACAUUACUGGGUACAUAGGGAUAGAGUUUGCAAGCAUUUUAUUCAAGCUGUGUUUCAUGAAGGAUAGUUUAGAUGAAUAAUUGGUGAUGGAUAAUGCAGGGUAGAAAGGGAUUUAGUUUAUAGGCAUUUCAUUCAAGCUGUGUUUGAUGAUGGAUAAAGGAGAAAUUUGUGAUGAAAGUUUUUAACAUUUUUACUAGCAAAAAGUUGUAAUUUUUUUAAAUCAGUUGAGAUCUGCUGGAUGGAAACACAACUAGACAUGAAUUUUCAAUUAUUUAUUAGAAAGGAGCAAUUUUAAUACUAACAAAACGUCAUUUAAACAUACUUAAACAAUAAACAAUUAUUGUGUACAAUAACAAUAUUCUAACUACCUACGUGCAAAUAUAGUGAUGUGCAAACUUCUUAGUGCAGUGACUUCGUUUCGAAGUGUAUUUGUGCUAAUGUGCUGUCCUUUUUGUAGAACUUUUAAUGUGAACGUUAUUGAUAACUACUUAAUUGCUAUAUCAUUUGAUAUUACUUAACCACUAUUUGGUGUAAUUUGUAACUAGUUAGUUUGUGCUAUAAAAUGGGAAAUAUUAUACAAUGACUAGGCA